Molecule: messenger RNA, 6249 nt
Organism: Pseudocercospora fijiensis CIRAD86
Lineage: Eukaryota; Fungi; Ascomycota; Dothideomycetes; Mycosphaerellales; Mycosphaerellaceae
Exons: 1
Coding region: 1-6003 (2000 amino acids)
Biological process (GO): COPII vesicle coat assembly; autophagy; Golgi organization
Cellular component (GO): endoplasmic reticulum exit site; ER to Golgi transport vesicle membrane
Source: RefSeq, a predicted model, not a curated record
AUGAGCGACGAUGCAUACCCAGACUUCGGGAGUGCCUGGACGUCAGCACCCGCGCCAGCAUUGUCUUCAGCUUCCAACUCAGACCCAGCCGCCGUCGUGCCUGGCGAAGGCGCAUGGCACCCAGCCCAGCGACCCGACUCUAAUGUGCGCCACGCAAGGACGAUACGCACACGCACAGCCUCCGAGCUCGAACUUCACGAUACCUUCCCGCAACCCACGACCGAGAAGCCGAGCUCGCAGCCGCAAGCAGAGUCGAUGGAGCAUGUGCAGGAGGAUGACGGCAACAGGGCUGAAUCGCCCAGCCGAAAACAAAGCAUCAGCGUGCUGACCAACAUGCGCCAGACAUCUCAAGUGGUCGCGCCUGAGCAGAUGUCACAAUUACCCAACACGGAAAGCGACGCAGAAAGCCUGAUGAGCAGACGCGCUAGUACUCAGGGACCUGUUUUAGACAGCGACGAUGAGCCUCUUACAGCGAUUGAUCAGAUUGAGGCCGAGACUCCCAUAUUCCGCCAGGGAGAGUCUGUGCCGGCGCAAGAAUUGCAGCUGGAAACAGAUAUGCCUGACUCGCCUCAUGACCACAUGUGGAUUGGUACUCCUGGGAUGCAGACGCCUGUUGCCACCGAUUUGAAUUUCGAGACCGAGAUCGCCAAGUCUCAACAACGACUACAGGAGGCUGCGUUGGAGUACGAGCACCAGGGUGAGGUCACGGCGAUGGAGGAAGCUGUGGACGAAGCUCCUAGUGCGCCUCUACUUGAUGAUCCGGAAGCUCCGCCUACCGUUCAAGAUACGAGACAGGACGCGACAAUGGAAGUCAUUGGGGAAGACUCGGUUUUGGAUGAUUUCGAUGGGGCUGCUGCUCCAGGACAACCAAUAGCAAAGUCUAGACCACAGAUUGGACAAACCGAGCGCAGUUUCACGACCAACUUUACAGAGCUCCCCAAAAAAGAAGCGAGAGAGGAGGUGCAAGAGAUCAAAACAAGCGUCGAUGACGGAUGGCCAGCUGCUGGCGAUGAUAAGACGUUCGGAGACCUGCUUGACGAUGAGCAUUCGACGCCGGUUCAGACGGCCUCGGUCCAUCCUUUCCCUCCAGUUGACGCGGUCAGCAAGCCAUCAUAUGAUGCCUGGGGAUCCACCGCAAACGAAGACGCUUUUGAUUUCCUCGGGGGGCAAGAUGUGACUGCGACUGCUGAGAGCCAACACGUAAAGGGACAUCGGCGGAAAGACACAUGGGGUGGAUUGGGAUCUGACGAUAUGUUCGGAGAGCUCGUGGGAACAUCAAAUACAUCAAUUGAGGAGUCUAGUCUAUCGUCCACAAUCCCGGUAGCUACCGCCGAGGAAGCACCUACAACGGCCGCACCAGUGACCGCUCUGGCCGAUCAAGUUGACGAUGACAUGGCUGCUGCAUUCGCUGCGGCUUUGGGCGACGAUGAUUUGCUAGAUGAAGUUGCUCUUGACCCCUCAUCGUUCUUUGGAGACGACGACGAUGGUUUUCUGGAGGAUGAGUUGCUCUCGGAGUCUGUGCCUGCGCCGCCUUUGCAGAAUGUGCAACAGGUAUCAAAAGAUCUGCAAACAAGAGCGGGUUCGUAUGUUCCUCAGACAGCUCAGCAAUCUGUGCCAAGGGCACCACAGGCGAAUUCAUAUGCUGCAGCCCCCCUACAGCUGAGCCAAAGCCAUGGCAGGUCUGCAGGCACGCCGACAACCGGAUUGUACGAUGUAUACAACCAAGGCGCGCCGAUACAGCAGCCACCGCAGCGACCCAGUGCUCAAUCAGCACAGAGCUUCGUGGACAAAGCCAAAGGUGGCUACCAAUCACCAUACGACCUUCCUAUGGAUGUUCUGAAACAACCCCGGCAGAGACCGCGGCAAGCACCCUCGACUUCGCAAGCAGCGCCCACGCCACCGCCGAGAAGCAGUAGCGUGUCCUCGCAAAAUGAGCAUCCACUUCUUGCUCGACCACCUACUGCAGGUUCGCAGCCCGUCAGCUUGACUCCGCCUUCGAGCUCAGGGGUUGUGCCUAACACAGCGAUGGGAGGUGCAGUCGCGCAAAAGUCGACCCCAAGGACGAGCAACGCAAGUGGCUUCUUCGAAGACCUUCCAAUGACUGCCAAGCCGCGAGCUCGUCCAUCUGGCGCUUACACGCCUCAACCACAGACAGGAUUGCCGCAGCAGCAGCAGCAGGCUCUUCGUGGCCCGGCACCGCCAGUACAACCACUUCAGAGACCUCAAGCUCCCCCGACACCUGCACAACAGCCCUAUCCCGGCUUGUCUCAGCCCGAAAGGCUCCCGCUGUUACCAGAUCAGCCCACUGCACCGACACCUAUCCAAACGCCUUCUGCGCCACAUGUGAACCAGCGAUACUCACCGAAUAGCCUUCCGACUCCGUCGCAGGCUCAGAAUCGCUUCUCUCCGGCGCCGCCCAGCGGUCAAGCUCCACCAGCAGCAUCGCGAUAUUCUCCUGCGCCAGCUGCGCAAGCGGCCGCGAAAAAGUAUGGCCCUGCACCUUCGACAGUGACUCCUACUGCAUAUCCUGGGAUCCAGCAUCCGCAGUCCCACGCAUUUGCGCCGAGGACGAGCAGCCCGCUAGCAUACCAUGAAAAGCCACAAGCUGCACAGGUCAACGAGUUUGUCCGCAGCGCACCUUCACUGCCAUCGUCGCCUCCAAAGGCCAGUGGGGGCCGUGCUUCGCCAGCUAUCAUGUCUCCUGAGCGAGCAACCAGCUUAAGCUACUCUCCAAUUGAUCAGCGAGGACCAAGCGCGACCAUCAUAUCCUCUCCGCAACGACCACAGACACAAUCAUCUUCUGCAGCCGUCAUGAAGGUCUCGAAGUAUGCUGCUCAAGGGCCUCCCGAGCAAGUGAGUAUUGCAGGCAUCCAGAGCUCAAUGCUAUCAUCAGGAACCGGCCCUCAUCGUACUUCGUUCCUGCCUCAUCGACGUCAAUUCUCACGAGACCUGAAUGUUGUGCCGCCAAGUGAUCAACGUGCACAGGAUCCUUUGCAGCGAUGGAAAGGCCAACCGAUCUUUCACUGGGGAGAUUCAGGUGCAGUCAUCAGUAGCUUCCCAAAGCAGACACCAUUCUACACUGCCGGCCACGGCCUUCCAAGCAUCAAAUGCACGCCCGGAUCCAUUAACGUGGAGCAGGCAACGACUUUCAUGCCCAUAGACGAUAUCAACGCAAAGUUUCCUGGACCGCUGUCGCUCAAAGCCAAGAAGAAGAAGGAUGUCGCCGCUUGGAUGACGACAAAGAUUGAAGUUCUUGAGCAACGAGCACAGCACGUGAGAAUGGAUUUCGAAACAGCGCCAGAUCUCAAAAAGCGAGCAGAGGAGAAGCUCACGCUUUGGAGGAUCAUGAAAGUCUUUGUCGAUCAUGACGGAAAGCUUGAAGGCGACAAGAAAAUUGAGGAUGAGCUCCGUGCCGUUCUGCUUCCUAAUCUUAGCCAAAUGAGCCAGGUUGCACAGUUGCAGAGCCCGAUCGCAACAAUGCAAGGUGGAGAUGCUGUCCAAGCAGACUCUGUGGAUAAGGCGGUAGUCUUCCAGCUUCGACAAGCUCUACUCGAAGGACAGCGUGAGCGUGCUGUUUGGCUGGCAGAAGAAAAGAAAAUGUGGGGUCACGCAAUGCUUAUUGCCUCGACUCUCGGCCCUGAAAUAUGGAAGCAGGUCAUUCAGUCAUUCGUGCGAAGUCAAGUCAAGACCGUUGGCAGCGAUGCGCGAUCCCUAGCCGCACUGUAUCAGGUCUUUGCAGGCAAUGCAGAAGAAUGUGUUGACGAGCUUGUGCCUCCAAGUGCGAGAGAGGGUCGGCAGAUGGUAUCCAAGACUGGUAGUGCCAUUGCUUCAAAUCCACUGGAAGGUCUUGAUCAAUGGCAAGAGACUCUUGGCUUGAUCGCGGGAAAUCGCACGCCAACAGACGGGCACUCUCUGCUCGCACUCGGAAAACUGCUUGCAGGCUAUGACCGGGCCGAGGCCGCGCAUAGUUGUUUCUUGUUCGCCAGACAACUGGCCAGACAUACUGGUAACGACGACGCCGAAGCGACCUUUGUGCUGAUUGGUGCGAGUGGCUCGGAGCUUGGCCACGAUUUGGACGCUGUGAUCUUGACCGAGAUUUACGAAUGGGCUUCUUCGCUAUCGAUGCAGCGGCCAGAGUACAUUGCGCAUCUGCAGAGCUGGAAGCUCGUGCACGCGCAACAGCUUGCAGCAUCAGGCCUUAAGUCUAAAGCAUCGAACUACUGCGACCACAUCACGACGGCCUACCAAUCGACUACCAAGCCAUCGCCAUAUUAUCACCCAACCUUCACACAGACUGUCGCAGAUCUCUCGGCGUUCCUGUCGCAGACUCCUCAAACCGACGGCAGAGGCCUGCUCAGCAAGGGCGCGAUGAAUAAGGUGACCUCAAAGACCUCCAGCUGGUUCACAAAGUUUGUCUCUGGUGACGACGAUCAAGAUUCCAAUGCUUCUGGGGGUGGUCCAGGCAGUGAGGUGUUCGGAAUGGUCAACGGCGAAUCUUCGGAGCUCAGUCGCCGCGGCUCGGGAGAGGGACUUUACAAUGCGAUGAUGGGCGGCAGUGCCGCACCUCCAUAUGCGCAGCCUCCCAUGUCAACACCUUUCCCGCAGCAGCCUUUCGCACCAUCUUCAGCGCCAAGCAAGUAUGCUCCCUCAGCCGGAGCAGUGAAUGGUAGCAAGUAUGCACCUCUUGCUGCUGGUAGUAUGGGAAUGCCUGCGGGUGAACCACACCGCGCUUCGUCCGAGAGGAGAUAUGCGCCUGCACCAUCACCGCGGCCUUCUUCGGGGGGUCUGGACGUGGCUAGGCCAGAGGCCAAUAGAGCUGUCUCUGACUAUGGAGUGCCAUACUUGUCCGACUCAAGAAGAGGAAGCCCUCAGUAUUCAUCCGCCAGCUAUGAGCCGAGACCUGCACUUGCGGAGCAGUCAAGAGCGAACACAUACCAGACGAUCGCACCUCGUCAGUCUGUAGCACCUGCUGUGCAAGGAUUCGAUUCUCCCGUACCGGCCUUUGAUACUGAAGAAACGAUACAAGGUCCUGAGGACGGAGGAUAUCAGCCGCCAAGCAGCGCAGAGAGCAACCAGCCUUCUCCGAGCCUCGGGUAUGAACCGCCUUCGUCGGGCUAUGGCUACGAGCCGCCCAGCUAUCAGCCUUACGAACCAGAGCCCGAGGCUGAAGAAGCAGAGGAGAAGCCUAGACGGAAAAUGAUGGACGAUGACGACGAUGACGAUCUUAUUGCGCGCGCUGCAGCUGUCAAGUCGUCUACACCAGCUACCAACACUUCGGCAAACCAGUCAUCCACAAUGUCAAAGUCGGAUGCAGACCGCAUCGCCGAAGAAGCCUUCCGCAAAGCUGCCGAGGCAGACGCAGCACGCGAUAGUGCGCCAAAAGAAGGUAAAAAAGGUUGGUUCGGAAGUGUUGGCCUGGGCGGCGGAGGCUGGUUUGGUGGCAAGAAAGACACGUCAAUGCCACAUUCAGCCCCGAAUAAACCCAUCAAAGCAAAGCUUGGCGAGGAAAACUCUUUCUACUUCGACAAAGAUCUGGGCAAGUGGGUGAAUAAGAAAGAUCCUCAGUCUGCUCAGACUGCAGCGGCUGCUACACCACCUCCGCCAAAAGGAGGCGCAAGCAGAGUCACGAGCGCUGCAGUGGGACCUCCUUCCGGCCCACCAAGCAGAGUCACGUCUGGAGUUGGCCUUGCUGGGGCCGCACCUCCUCAUCCCCCAUCAAUCUCCGGUUCUCCUCAGCCAGGUCAAAGUCUUCCAUCAGGUCCUCCCUCGCGAAUUGGCACUCCUGCGGGCGGGUCUGACUCUGGUGCGAUGCCUUUGAACCCUGCGAUCGCAGCCCUAAAUGGAACUGGACCUGGAUCCAAGCCGCCGAGUCGACCUCCUACAAGCAUGUCCAAUGCCAGCAGUCUGGACGACUUGCUUGGCGAGCCCACGGCAAGAAAAGCGGGCGGCACAGUCAAGAAGAAGAAAGGUGGUCGAUAUGUCGAUGUCAUGCAGGCGAAGUAACUCGUCAUGACCUAUUGUUCGAUUUAUUACAGCAUGGCGUCGGCGUUUUCGAAUCGAUACAAAUAUGACCGGUCCAUCGACCAUGUCAGUCUGGUUUUGGGUAUGGUGAACUUCUCAGCAUGGAAGCAUGAGUUGGACACAUGAUGCCGAUCUGUAACACAGUAGCUACGCAUAUUAAUGACACCGUCGCUCACGAGCGGGUUGCGUUUGGUGAGGAGCAAGUCAUGUCCUCACCUCUUCGACUUC